Messenger RNA from Ascoidea rubescens DSM 1968, 1159 nucleotides. RefSeq lists its product as uncharacterized. Lineage: Eukaryota; Fungi; Ascomycota; Saccharomycetes; Ascoideales; Ascoideaceae. The record is from RefSeq and is a predicted model, not a curated record. The annotation marks the transcript as partial. The transcript has a single exon.
CCGGAGAAUGCACGGUUUCAGUGCCGCAUUAGGCAAAAGGUAAACAGUGCUGGGACUGGGGUCUGUGCUGUGUCUUCUUCCUGUGCUGACGGAGGAACUGCUGAAGAUGCUGGCGAUGGUGAAGCUGCUGCUCAAAGUGCCUUUUAUUCCUUUGCCCCAGUCGCUCCUUUUCUGCUUGCAUCCGGCACCCAGUAUUCGUUUUUUCCUCCAUCCCUGCAUCACAGCAGUUUCAGAUCAUCCGCCAAAUCUUUCACCAGGUCCUUCACCAGAUCAGUCAUAUAAACAAUCACCCAAACCCACCACAACCCCAGAACUCAGCAAUUGAUACUUCUACAAUGACCUCUAUCGACAUCUCUCCAGUCUUCCACUACACCAAAGACCUCAGGCCCACCUCCCCCAUAACAUCUCUUGUGAAUCAGUUGCCGAAUAAUUCUCCCCCAAACAAUAACAAAUCCAUGAAAAAUAAACAAAUCAACAACAGACUGUUGUUCGUCACCCACAAUGAUCUGCCCAAGAGAAAAAGGAGCUCGUUGCAUUCAUCGACAACAACGACCACCACAAGUAAUAACUGUGACUCCAACUCUUCAAAUAAUGGCCAGCAUCUCAGUCUCCAGUCUUCUUCAAGUUUUGAAAGCGCUCCAACCAAUUCUGAUAUUUUUCUAUUCAAAAAUUCAACUGUUUUACAUGACAAUAAUAAUAUUAAUAUUAAUAAAAAUAUAAACAGUAACAGUAUCAAUGUUAACAACAGCCUUAAUAACAUUACGUUUAACACAAAUAUCAAUAAUAUAAACAGGAGUCUUAACAAUAUAAUAUUCAACAAUUCAAAUAACAUCAUCAGUGGCAACAACUCUUUCAAUCCAUCAUUUAAUAACUCUUUCAACUCUUCUCAAUUGUCCUCGCUCAACCAAUUUACUUCUCCCACUUUCAAUUUUGUAUUCAAAAAUAAAAAUUUGUCUGCAAAUAAAUUUCAUAUUUUAAGUCCAAACUCUAAUACCAAUACCAAUUCUAAUCCCGAUUUUAAUACCAAUUCCAAUAUCAUCGCCAAUAAGAGUAAUAAUAAAAGUGACAACAAAAGUGAUAGUAAUAAUAACAAUAAUAAUAAUAAUAAUAAUAAUAACAAUAAUAAUAAUAACGAUAACAAUAAUUAUGAAAAUAAUAA